This is a messenger RNA of Westerdykella ornata, 1047 nucleotides long. Its product is annotated as NAD(P)-binding protein. Gene Ontology annotation, molecular function: oxidoreductase activity, acting on the CH-CH group of donors, NAD or NADP as acceptor. The transcript is spliced from 2 exons. Bases 1 to 1047 code for a protein of 348 amino acids. Lineage: Eukaryota; Fungi; Ascomycota; Dothideomycetes; Pleosporales; Sporormiaceae. The record is from RefSeq and is a predicted model, not a curated record.
AUGUCUAGUUUCACCUCAAUCGUCUUGGCCGAAAGGCCCAAAAGCGAAGUCAUCCCCAGCAAGACCUUCAAAGUCCAGAAACAGCCUCUUCCUCAGGCCAGCAGUCUUAAAAAUGGCGAAGUCCUCUUCCAGACGCUAUACCUUUCCCUCGAUCCGGCCAUGCGCGGAUGGCUAAACGACGCCCGCUCCUACGUUCCACCUGUCCAAAUCGGCGAAGUCAUGCGCGGCUAUGGCAUCGGUCUCGUCGUUGCGUCGAAAAGCCCAAAGUUCCCUGUAGGGAGCUACGCAAGUGGCAUGUGUGGUUGGACAGAGUAUACAGUGCUCAAGGACAAGCAUCUUGAGCCCCUAGAUCUGCCGCGCGGUGCUGUACCCACCGAUUCCCUGGGAGUCCUAGGCAUGACUGGAUUGACUGCGUAUUUCGGCAUCCUGGAUGUUGGCCAGGUGAAGGCAGGGGACUUCGUUGUGGUAUCUGGUGCUGCUGGUGCCACAGGUAGCGUCGUGGGCCAGAUUGCCAAGUUGAAGGGUGCGAAGGUGCUGGGUCUUGCGGGCGGCGACGACAAGGUUCGGUGGUUGAAGGAGGAGCUAGGCUUCGAUGAGGCAUUGAACUACAAGGAUCCAGAGUUCGAGAAGAAGUUCCGCGCUGCGACCAAGGGCUUUAUCGACGUCUACUUUGAUAAUGUCGGCGGCGAAAUCCUCGACAUGGCCCUCGCAAGAGCGAAGCCCCACGCACGGUUUGUCAUGUGCGGCGCCAUCUCCGAAUACAACAAGGGAGGCAAGGUGGUAGGUCCAAAGAAUUACCUCAUGAUCAUUUCUAUGCGUAUUCGCAUGCAAGGCUUCAUCGUAACGGACUACGCGGAUCGCUUCGUGGAGGCAAAGAAGGAGUUGGCACAGUGGCUGGAGGAAGGCAAGCUCAAGAGGAAAGAGACCAUUGUAAAGGGAGGGUUGGAGAAGGCACCAGAAGCCCUUGGUGGUUUGUUCAAGGGCGCCAACACUGGAAAGCUGAUAGUCGAGGUUGCAAAGCCUGAAGACGCGAAGGCGAAGUUGUAG